AAAAUCUAAUGCAGGCGCCCGGAUCCGUAAUCCGAGUACUCGAGCUUGUAACACCAUUGCAUGCGACCGCGACCGUUCGCCGCCGCCGCGACGAUCACCGCCUCUCCGGGCGGAGCGCCGCGGUGAGAACGCGAGGAAGAGGUGGCCUCGUCGGGAUGGAAGACAUCGAAGACGUGGUGGCCGCCGGAGCUCUCCCGGAGCUCCGCCUCCCCCUGACUGCCGUCGGCGUGAAGCCGAAGAAGAAGCCCAGAGCUUGCCUCAUCCGCGACCUCAAUUCCAACUCUCAAAUCCCGGGCACGCAGACUAUAUAUAUGAAGACAUUCGGAUGCUCUCCUAACCAGGUUGGCCAUACUAAGGGAUAUAUCCAAGUGCUUGUAAUUGCUUCAGAGAGUAUGUUAGGUACCUCAACAGAUGUAAAGAUUACAUCAGUGGGAAGGUGGUCUGUUUUUGGUGAAGUGAUCGAGACUCAUAGCUCAGGUAACAUUAACUUGGAAGCUGCUCCUUGCCAGGAGGAUUCAUGCGAGAGUUGUGCUUGUUCAAGAGAGCCAGAACCCUGCCCAUGUACAGUGCAGAAUUUAGGGCAGCAAAUUGGCAAUGGCGGUCAUGAAGAAACUCCUAUUGCGAUGGUUAUGAAUAGUUCGACCACAAGAUAUCAUAUAGGGGGAACUUUUAUUAGUGCACUUCAGUCUAUGCAGCUCAGGAAGAGAAAGUUACAAGGACCGGUGAAGAUGAAUGAUGUGAAUGCAAAUAAAUUCCAGGAAAACCAGAAGACAAGUAGAAUGAGUGGUAAAUUAGCUACCAUGGAUUGGAUUUUGCUGAGUGGGAUGAUUGUAAGCUUUCUAACAACAAUAGCUCUUGUAAUAUUGCUUUCAUCUAGGAUGCUGUCAUCCUGAUAAAGGGACUGCAACUGUAGUAUUGUGUUUUUCUAUUGGUGCAAUAAUUUAUUUGCGGGUUUUCCUGCCUCUUUUUUCAGAUUA
This is a messenger RNA of Phoenix dactylifera (date palm), 977 nucleotides long. RefSeq lists its product as uncharacterized. The record is from RefSeq and is a predicted model, not a curated record. Gene Ontology annotation, molecular function: tRNA (N(6)-L-threonylcarbamoyladenosine(37)-C(2))-methylthiotransferase activity. Gene Ontology annotation, biological process: tRNA methylthiolation. Gene Ontology annotation, cellular component: endoplasmic reticulum. NCBI's taxonomy places the organism in Eukaryota, Viridiplantae, Streptophyta, Magnoliopsida, Arecales, Arecaceae.